Gigantopelta aegis is the source of this 2251-nucleotide messenger RNA. RefSeq lists its product as uncharacterized. The record is from RefSeq and is a predicted model, not a curated record. Lineage: Eukaryota; Metazoa; Mollusca; Gastropoda; Neomphalida; Peltospiridae. The coding region runs from base 489 to 1025 and encodes 178 amino acids. The transcript is spliced from 4 exons.
UUGAUUUUUACGACAGACACUCAUCGCUUCUCAAAAUGAAUACGAAACGUUUUAUUUUAUCUCUUUAAACGCAAUAUUAGUAAUUUGUCUAAUAAUGGAUUCUGUAUUUUCUAAUGAAUCAUGUGAUUGGUCGAAACCCGCGGUGGAAACUCCCGGUUCUCGGAUAUGUGGAUAACUUUACGUUGUACGAAGUCGGUCGUUUCCGACAGCAGGUGUGGCAUAAGGUGGUGUAUCACUGAAACUAUGCGAACGGGAAUUUUCGAAUCCCUUUUUUCAGUUCCGUAUUCGAAGUUUUCGACAGAAGAGUAUAAAAUGGACGAUUACUGUUAGUUUUUCUUGCUGGCUCCGUUCUUCCGGUUUCACAUCAUUUCCCACUACUGGACCGGAAACGACGAAGUGCCCCGGAUUUACCAUGGGCAACACCAUGCGCACCUGCAGGGUCCUCCGGUCAAGCCCCAGGAGCCAUCGUUUUCCCAUUCCAACCUCCCAUGAGUGAUCUAGUCAACGAACUUUACAUCAGAUCCCAAGAGGGUCACAUCUUGUCGGGAAAUCUCAAGAACCAUUUUUUUGUACACAGAAUAGACUCAAGUCUGGACAUUGCACAGUACCUGGAAAAAGUUCACCUCAACGGACAGCCGCUUCCUGGUCACGUGAUGGACUGGAACAAUAAAAACGAGACGGGUGAUGUUCUAAUAACAGACUUCAUCAAUCUAUCCACUGUACUGGUCUUUCUGGAACAGAUUCUGGUCGAUGACCUUGAACACGAGAACAGCUCCUCGCAGACCGAGAUGAAGACUCUGGAGAACAAACUGUUCAGCAUCCUGUGUCAGACGGAAACCAUACUGCAGACUCUCGGACUAAAGGUGCCGAGUCACGUGACCAGAGACGUCAUGGACAAUGCUUUGCGUGACGUCAAGAACACCGCGGAUCGUCGUAAACGAGACUACACCAUGGCGAAAGACGCUGUCCAUCUCAUGAAGGCCAACGAAGACAACCAUAUAAAGAUGAAAGCUGCGUACAACUGAGUUGUAUUGAUAUUUAGCAGCUUGAACGAAAACCUCCCUGUGUUCGUAUGACGCAAUGUUUAUUACAUAACAAAACAUAACAAAACUAAUACAGUAAUAGUUAAUACUGGAACAUUUCGUAAAACGAUCGAAAGCAACGAGAAAACAUAAAAUGACAACAAAAAACAAAACAAAAAACAAAACAAAAGAUAUACAAACCUGACAGAUUGACAGACAGCAGACAUACAUACUAAGCUAUCUCCAAAGACGCACCCCCAAUCCCCGCCCCCCCCCCAACCCCCCAAAAAAAAACAACAACAAAAAAAACAAAAACAAAAACAAAAAAAAAACAAACAACAACAAAAACAAACACCAAGUUAAAAAGUAUAUGAUAUUAUCGAAGUUUAUAAAGCGAGAAAAUUAUGAAACCAGGAAUUAAAUACAUUUGCGGUGGGAUUGGACAUCAAACAACCAUUUUUAACAACGUGUGUUGUUGGUUUUGUUAUGGAACAAAUAUUGUGUUAAUGAAAGGGCUGAUGUAUUACUCCUAUAGUGAUGUGAAUGGGCAUUCUGAUAAAAUACUUUUGUAACCAUUUUAUAAUUUACUGGGUUUAACGGUUGUAAAUAUAUUUUAGUAUUUAUGAUCAUCAUUAUAAUUAUUAUAAUUAUAAUAUCAAAGUGCCCAAAAGUAUUUCCGUUGAAGGAAAAUUUAACAUAACGCAUGCUCAGUUAUCAUAUUAAAUGUUAUUGGUGUUUUGUAAAACAGACUUUUUAUGGCAUUGGUUUGUAGCAUUUAUAUUUAUAUAUUAUUUAUUAACAUAUUUUUUGUUACGACAUAUAUAAUAGGUUGUGUUUAUGUGUGUAUUACGUCUAUUGUAAUGUGCAUGGGCAUUUUGAUAAAAUACCUUUAUAAUUCUUCCAUUUUUGCUGGGCUAAUGGUUGUAAAUAUAUUUAUUAUAUUAAUUUUACAUCAUCAUCAUCACCAUCAUCACAAUCAUCAUCAUCACAGUCAUCAUCAUCGCCAUCAUCAUCACCACCAUCAUCGUAUCAAAAUGCCAAAAAGUAUUUCCGUUAUUACAUUAAAAGUGUCUGGUGCUUUGUGAAACUCAUUUUAUGGUAAUGGUUUUUAGCAUUUAUAUGUAUGUACUGAAUGUGUUCCUACGGUCCUAUGUUUGUCUUCCAACAAGCAUACUAUUAUUAUACAAUACUCAAUAUUUGCAUUGUUUCUAAGACAAAUAAAUAUUGAA